GCAAGGAUUCGAUCGAAAGGACUCUGUCGGUGCGCGAGCGGGAGAGAACGACUUCUCUCGGCCAUAAUUUCGGGGAUGUUGGCCGUGGUCGCGAUUGCCUGGCUCGUCGCAGUCCGUUGUCGCCUUCCGUCGUGGAUUGUGUUGUGUACAGUAGAUGUUUGAAUAUUUAGUACUUUUGGUCCUGCCAUGUAACCAUCAGGAAGCAAACAGGAAAAAAUGCCUCAAAAUGUUACUUAAGAACGUAGUUUAACAAAGUUGGCUGAAUUUUGCGUAGCAUAUGUUGUGAAGUUUGUUGUUUCUAAUAUUUUUUGGUGCGAUAAAGAUAUGGAAAACGUGGUUUUCUGUGCGAGGACAAAUCCAAAAUAUCGAUAUUGUUCGACAAUAAGUGACAGUUUUCAAUACGUUGCAAGUACAUUGUUCUGUUGAAGUGAUUCUUAGUAGUACAUGUUUAAUGAAUCGUUAUUAUCCGUGAAGGAUAAGUGUAAAGUUUAUUCCGGAAUUACAUCUUCGUUGGAAGAUAAAACAGCUAUACUGAUUGUGCACAAAUUGUGAGAAUGCGGAAUGCGAUAUCCAGUCCAUGAAAACUUAUGUUCAUCAAUACAAAAUAAGUGUUCAAGACUGUUUGUACUGUGAGAAACUUCAAAUAAAUCAAUAUUCAGUGCCUACCAAUCAAAGAGAGCCAUAUUUUUAUUUGCAUCCUACAAAUCUAGUUAACCGAGACAAUUGAAUAGAUCAACAAACUAUACGACGUCCAUUAACUACAAAGAACGUAGCACAACAAAAUCCAUCCCAUCAUUUUCCAGCUACAACUAACACAUUCAAUUAAACUACAGAAAAUCAGUUCAUCGAUUAAAACGCUCUCGAGCUUGAUAAUAGUCAGCAAAAUAAAAACAAAACACAGGAACAUCAACCAACACUGUUCGGUUCUAGCGGGACUAGCGGACAAUCAACUCCAGGAAUUAUUCCAAGCCAAUCAAAGCAGGCAACAGGCAACUCAUUGAACCCCCUUUCGUUUGGUGCACAGUCGCAUAAACGAUAAUGGGACAGUUUUGAUGCAAAUUGGGCAUCAUAUACAACUAUGUAGACGUCGCAAGGUUACAUAUGUACAUUUUAUAUUCUACAGUAGGAUAUUUGCAUAUAAAUCGUCUGUACGCAUGCUACACAGUUCCAGGGGGGAGCGGAAUUGAAGGACCGUCGUUGUCGUCGUCGACAGAAGGGAAUGAAAGUGGAUUACAUUAAAACUGACAACCAGAGCGCUUUUUAUUGGAAAAUCGCAGCAAUGUUUUCUAUAUUUAGCUGCUCUGGCUAUGCACAAUAGGAUCGUGCACUUCCCUCUAUUCGCCCAACUGUUAGAGACAAAAAUAAAUCAUUGAAACGCUUCAAUGAGUUCCAUUAGGCAGUCGCUGUUGACGUGUACUGCAAGGGCGCCACUGCGAGUAUCGGGAGCUUUUGGAGUACCGUUCCGAACGGUUGCUGGUACCUAGAGGGAGUGAGGGAAGGAAAAGGGAAGGAGUAGUUACAACGGCACCGGUUCAGUAUGGAGCACAAUCUGCAACAUCAACCGUCCAGGGAGGAGAGAGCGAUGCGUCGAAAAGGCGAUGCAGAGCGGAGCAGUAGUGCAUGUGAUGACGAGAUCUGUGAUAGAAGCAACGCUGUUACCAGUAACGAAUGCCUAGCAACCGAUAGUAGUGACUGUGGUAGUAAUCCUAGUAGACGAUGCUCAUCGUACAAAUAUGCUUCCAGCAUUGCGUUGCCGGGCGGCGGCGGCGGUAGCAGCAGCAGCGAGGCGACGUCACCGAUCAACAACGAGGGCAACGUAGUGCAGCGAACGGAUAGUUGCGUCGAUCCAGACGAGAUUAGCAAUUAUCUAAGCAUAAACAAUAGUCGUAGUAGUAGUUGUUGUGAUAUUCCCGCUGAAACCUCGCCCAUGAUUAGUGGCAGUGGAAAAGGUAGGAGCAAGAGUGGCAUCGAGGACGAUCUGGAGAUCGGUUUGCACCGGCGGACCUAUCAGCUUCAGAAGCAGGCUCGUCGACAGCGGACAGAAUCGUCCGACUGUUGUGAUAUCGAGAUCGAUACCUGUGCCGAGGAAGAAGAUGAAGAGGAUGAUUCCAUGCUGACGUCCAUGAACUCAGCGGCCACGACGGCAACCGUCGCAUCUAACAAGUCACAGUUGAAUGUUCCGGAUAUUCCGAGUGGCCACGACACUAGUGUUAAUAUUGUUGACAACCCUGUUAGUGAGAGCAACGAGCAUACUGCGGGUUACGCCACCAGCAGUCUCGUUAUGGGCGAUUCAGUAACACCUCAGCCUCACUCGCACAACAAAGUAACAACGACGCCUUCAAACAUAAGCAAUUGCAGCGGGUUGCCGACCGUGACUGUGGUACAGUUGAAGCAGAAGCAAAACUUGCACUACUUUCUGCGGGUGAUCUUCAAUCAUUGCAAGAGUUCCGGUAUAGGAGAACCCAGCGUAUACCAUGCCUUAGUUGUGAUAUUUCUGGAGUUUUUCGCGUGGGGUCUGUUAACGAUGCCUGUGAUAAAUGUACUGAACCAGACCUUCCCCGAUCACACAUUCCUGAUGAACGGCCUGGUGAUGGGCAUCAAGGGUAUACUUUCAUUUCUAAGUGCCCCGCUCAUCGGUGCACUGUCCGAUGUGUGGGGCCGAAAGUUUUUCCUGCUGAUAACAGUGUUCUUCACCUGCGCACCCAUACCGCUGAUGUCAAUCAACUCUUGGUGGUUCUUUGCAAUGAUCUCAAUCAGUGGAGUAUUCGCUGUUACAUUCUCAGUGGUAUUCGCGUAUGUGGCCGAUGUGACUACCCUGGAGGAUCGCUCUCGGGCGUACGGUCUGGUUUCGGCCACCUUUGCUGCUAGCUUGGUCAUUUCACCUGCUUUGGGCGCUUAUCUGAAUGAUAAAUAUUCGGAACCUCUUAUUGUAGCUUUAGCGACAGCGAUCGCAGUCCUAGAUGUAUUUUUUAUACUAGUAGCAGUACCAGAAAGUUUACCGGAAAAGGUGCGGCCCAGUUCCUGGGGUGCACCGAUCAGUUGGGAGCAGGCAGACCCAUUCGCGGCAUUACGGAAGGUUGGCCUUGACCAUACUAUCCUGAUGCAAUGCGUGACAGUAUUACUAUCCUACUUACCGGAAGCUGGGCAGUAUUCGUGCAUAUUUGUCUACUUGAAGCUGAAGAUGCACUUCAGUUCGAUAGAUGUGUCCAUCUUUAUUGCGGUGGUCGGUAUACUGAGUAUACUGGCGCAGGUUAUUCUAGGUGAUCUAAUGAAAGCACUUGGUGCUAAACGUACUAUAAUAAUAGGAUUACUGUUUGAAAUGUUGCAACUACUGUGGUACGGUUUCGGCAGCCAGACGUGGAUGAUGUGGGCUGCUGGAAUCCUAGCGUCACUUGCGUCAAUUACUUAUCCGGCUAUUAGCGCAUUCGUCUCGAUUCAUUCGAAUCCAGAUCAGCAAGGCGUUGUUCAGGGUAUGGUGACGGGAAUGCGCGGUCUGUGUAAUGGACUCGGACCGGCUAUGUUCGGCGUCAUCUUCUACGUGUUUCAUGUGGAUCUGAAUGACGACCACAGCGGGAUGGGUAGCCUCAAUGGUCACCCUAGCGGCAUUGGUAGCAGUGGUAUGGGAGGGCUGAUAGACGGUGGCAAAUUUGUGCGGAACGAAACACUGCACGGUGCUGCCGGAAGCCAUCACAUCGUCGAGGACGAGUACUCGCAGCUAAUGCCCGGACCGCCAUUCGUGUUCGGUGCGUUGAUGGUGAUUUGUGCGAUUGCAGUCGCGGCAUUUAUUCCGGAAGCGCCCAGCGAUAACAUCCGGCGGCCAUCGGGUGAGAAGAAAAAAUCGGACUAUAGAAGCCCAGAUAAAUUUAACGUGCUAAUUGGCGAUUGAUCAAGUUCCACUGACUGUCCGUUGAUGUAGACUAUGAAUACGAGCGAGGCCGCAAAGUAGCAGGACCCUUAUCUCCACUUAUGCACCAGGACUCGGCUCAGCUCUAGUUUAUCGCAUACGAGCGGAAUAGCAAACUCCUCAUUGACUGAGCCAGGUCGGAAGAAGUAUUCACAUCAUUAGCAAGCCAUUCUGCCGUUCAAUCAUUCUCCUGUUUCGAUUUUUACCUGAAGAAAAUUGAGACAAGCAAAGUAUACAUAAUAUUUGUUUGAUUUUAGAUCUAGAGAUUAAAAGUUUUACGCGGAAACCCCACGCAGCUUUUAAGUUUUGAUUUUGUUUUUGUUUUCCAAUGGAAACCAUUCCCACGUCUCCAAAUUGUGCCGUUUCAAAGUUUGUUUACUUUGGAGCGGUUUUUGUACACUAUUAUAGAAGAAUAAGGUUUAGAUCGACGAUUGUACGCUUUAUAAUAAAACUAAAUUGAUUAGCAUUUUCAUUACUACUUAGUGUUUGCGACAGAUCGUGUUAGUAGUGCAUAACCAAUUGGCAACGAUAAAGGACAUUUUUCCGUUUUAGGUGAUCAAACAAAAGAUAAUAAUGCCAUUAAUCUAGUCAGCAAUAUUUUCGUGUUGGAGCGGCUACUGGUUUUUGGUAUUUUGGUGCAUAUUAAACGACGAUUUAUUAGAGUAUACUUAACAAAAGGGAGUGAUCAGUCUAGACUGUUGAAUUUAGGAAGGUUGCAAAUGGUAAUAGCCGUCGAUGCAUGACUUGUUACUACCUAUAAUCAAAGAGUGAUAGUAGAAAUGUAAGGUUUUUAGGAAGUGGAUGGGUGACCUAUCGAAGCAAGAAAUGGCUCGCGUUUCCUUCAGAAAACCUCAGUUUGUUCCAAAAAAAAACGAAAUGAAUUAAUACAAUCUAUUGCCUAAUAGAGUAAUUAGUUUUGUUAAAUAUGUUUUGCAACUAACAGUAUCGAUUCUUUCUGGAGUAAAGACGCUACCGAGUGUUUUGUUUCCCGUUAACCAAUUCGCAAAGCAAAUGAAUUGACGAAUUUUCUUUUCUUCACAUCUCCUCAUUGUCAAACAGGCACAGAUAUAUAAAAAAGUUAGUCCAAAGAUUAAAAAUAAUUUCAUACCAAACAAUGAUCUAAUAAUAUUAGUUUGUAAAGAGUUGAAAAAUUCUAUUCUAUUUGUACCGUCAGGUCAAUAUCACUUUGAUAUGGACACUGACUAGAGUAAUGAAAUAUGUUAGCACAUUAAAUUUUUGGGCGUUUGACUCUUAACGCAAACAACAAGACGUAAGAAGAUAUUGAGUUUUCUUUUCGACACAAAAAAAACGGUACUGAAUAAAGCAGCUGACAGAGGCAAAGGCAAGAGUGAAACCAGGAACAGAAAAAUAACUAUUUUACGAAGAGACUUUUUUCUAUUAAUUAAAGCAAACGCUAUCUCGAAAGAUGUUUAUGGUUGAGUCUUGUUCAGAAAGUUUGAUAAAAUACAGGAGUGAACAUUAUGACUGGAGAUUGAAUCGGGUGGACGUUUUUUUUUGCGUAAAAUAAACGUCAGUCAGUUGGAGAAGGCUAUCAGUGAUUUGAUUCGAACGUCCGGGGAAAAUGGUGACACAUUGGUGGAUCGAAUCACAGACAUGUAUUGAUGAUAAUAACUACCUACUAAUAAACUAGAAGAAAAAAAUCUUAGGCAGGAGUGUAAAAAUGUAAGAAUUAAAGCAAAAUCCCAGUAUAAGUUAUGGUAAGUUAGAAGUUACAAUAAAGUACAGACAGGAAUGAGGUAGAUUCAUGCCUGAUGGACAUUUGUAGCAACAAGAAAGUAUAACAAAAGAGAAAAUAUGUUGAGAGAAUAUAAGUUAAAAGUAACACAAAUUGUGAAUAAACUUUGAGAAAUGUAAAAUAUAAAACUGAAAAUAAAUAAAGGAAAAGAUGACUUUAUUGACAAAAAUAUAA
This is a messenger RNA of Topomyia yanbarensis, 5834 nucleotides long. Its product is annotated as hippocampus abundant transcript 1 protein. The record is from RefSeq and is a predicted model, not a curated record. NCBI's taxonomy places the organism in Eukaryota, Metazoa, Arthropoda, Insecta, Diptera, Culicidae. Gene Ontology annotation, molecular function: transmembrane transporter activity. Gene Ontology annotation, cellular component: membrane. The transcript is spliced from 13 exons. Bases 1538 to 3886 code for a protein of 782 amino acids. Gene Ontology annotation, biological process: transmembrane transport.